Molecule: messenger RNA, 1194 nt
Organism: Camelina sativa (false flax)
Lineage: Eukaryota; Viridiplantae; Streptophyta; Magnoliopsida; Brassicales; Brassicaceae
Source: RefSeq, a predicted model, not a curated record
CAAUUAGUUUAUGAAGACAAGUCACAUUAUGAUAACAAUUAUAAAGCCGUCUCUCUUGUCCAAAUACUAAAUCUUGCCUAACCACUCCUCCAUUUCAUAAACCAAAUUCUUACAAGCUCUCUUAAAUUCUCACAACUCCUAACACACAUAAAGAACUAGUAGUAAAACCAGAGAAUCUCUCGUUGAUUGUACCGAAUCGAAUUGAAGAUAUGUUGAGUCCGUUUUCGUCGUCACCGAGGAGAUCGAGGAAAGGAGGCAAUAAAGAAAGCAAGAAUCCUUAUUCAAACCAAGGACUUGAAAAAUUCUCUGCGCUUGUCUCUGAGCUAGAUGAGAAAAGACAGAGCAUUUACGCGAAGAGGCUUGAUUCUGAUGGACCGCCUCUUGUUCGGUUUAUGUUCACUAGCUCCGGAGAGUGCGUUCCCGUAAUGAUCAAGACAAAGAGGGCAACUGCAGGUCAGAAGAAGAAUGUUCAAGAUGAUUUCAAAGUCGUGACCGAAUCAAAAACAAAGGAAGAGAAAGAAACAAAGAGAAUAGAGACAGGAACAGAGAAGAAACAGAGCUGUGUGUUGAACGAGAAUCUGAAGAAGAUUUCGAAACCGAACCAUUUCUUACCCGUGACAGUGGUGUUGGUUCUAAUCUUCUUGGUGUUUUUCGGACGAACCGUCUCGAUCAUGUGCACUUGUAUUGUUUGGUACUUGGUUCCAAUGAUCAAGGAACAUAGCAGAAACAGAGGAUCAACGUACGAGACGAAGAAGAAAAAGAAGAAACUGAAUAUCAAAGACAGAGCAGCAUCGUUUAACCAGAAGACGGCUGUUCGUGACAAAUUUACGCAUCUGGCAGCUCCUGCUAAAACCCGGUGACAAAUUUUUGAAACUGGUUUGUGAAAGUUCUUUUAUUCGUUUCAUCUAACAUUUUUUUUCCUUGAUUCGUUUGGUUCUUUCGUCUUUCUUUUUUGUUCAUAGCUGUUAAUUUAGGUACAUAACUUAUUCUUUUCUAGUUCUUUCUAAUGCUAUGUAACUAUUCAAACAUAUCAUUUUCUUCUUGGUCGUGGUUCAGUGUCUCUUGUAUAAAUUUCGUCGAAUUUGAUGAUCUGUAAAUGGGAACUUUUUUUUUUUGCUUUGGAGAUUUUGGGGUUUCUUGUACAUUGGACAACCUGUAAUAUUUAUUUUGUUUAUUAUAUAUUGUCACGCUUGG